AUGUCAAAGCGCCUCAAUAAGCGCCAGAUGCGCGAGCUCGAGGAGCUCGAGGCACUAAAGGCUGUUGAGAAGAGUGCUACACCAGACCUCCCAGAAGACGAGAGUGACGAUGAUGACGCGCCGGCCGCGUUUAACCCGUUUGCCGCCUUGGAGGGAGGAGACGAGCCAGAGGCGGAGUCAGAAGAUGACGAGGACGCUCCUGCACCUGUAGCGAAGAAGAAAAACAAGAAGAAGAAGCCGAAGAAGAAGAAGAUUGCCGCCGCCGCGCUCUUGGACGAGACGGACUCGCCAUCGGCGUCGUCGACACCACGGGGAAAGAAGGGGAAGGGAACACCCAUACCGGACGACGAGGGAAUGGACGAGGUCGACCGUGCACUCGCCGAGCUCAAGCUCAAGUAUGGCGAGGACCCCACACCAACAGGUCCCGCACAGGAAGAUUCCGCGCCGCGGUCGGUCAUGGCGUUCCGCUCGCUCCUGUCCAUCGAACCAAAGAAUCUCGACGCGGAUGCCGAGUUACGGCGCUUCUUUGGUUCCAAGAUCAUCGCCGCUGCCACACCGACGGGUGGCAACAGACGGCACGCCGCCGCGCUCGCCAAGGUGCGGUACGUGCUUGCGAAGCCCAAGCCGACGUACCCACCACCAAUCUCAUUGGCGGGGCUCAACAUGCGCGAGCUGAGCGCCGAGGAGGUCGAGGACCUCUACGAUAGACGAGGAUGGCUGCAGGCGGACCCUGGGGAGAAGUGGUACUCGUUCGAGCACUCGCCUGCAUGGAGGGAAAUUGAGCGGCAGUUUCUCGGCGCAGUGCAAUCGCAUGACCCCAACGAGCUCAUGGCGCUCCUCCAGGUGUACCCUUGGCACGUCGACACGUUACUCCAGAUGAGCGAGGUUUACCGGCUACAGAACGACAUUGGUGCUGCGUCCGACUUCGCCGAGCGCGCGCUGUACGCACUCGACCGGUGUCUUGUGCCCGGGUUCAAUGUGCAGAGCGGGAGCUGUCGACUAGACUUUGACUUUGUGGAGAACCGGCCGAUGUUCACUGCUCUCCACCGCAUUAUCUCUUACCUCGGCCGCCGUGGGUGUUGGGUGACGGCCUUCAACUUUGCCAAGCUCCUGUUCUCGCUCGAUCCCGAGGGUGACCCCCACUGCGCGGCGCUGUGGCUUGACUUCCUUGCCGUCAAGGCGAACCAGGGCUCGUGGCUGCUUCAGAUGCUGGAGAUGCGCGAGACAUCGCGCGCUGCUGCGCUGUGGCACGGAUAUCCUGGUAUGGGAUGGGCGCGGGCGCUGGCACUGCGACAGGAGGAGGAUAGCCGGAAGGACAAGGAGCACAAGGAGAGCACUGCAGCGCUCGUGCAGGCGAUGAAGACGUUUCCCGAGGUGGUCGUGCUUCUUGCCGACAAGAUCGGCGCCAAUAUCCCGCAUGAGGCACGUUCCAAGCCCCUCCUCCAGGUCGAGGUUGGCUACACGGAUAGCCCGUCGACAUUGCUCCACCUCCUCGCACACAUCUACGUGGCGCGCUCCGAGGCACUGUGGAAGGAAUCAAAGGUGCUGUCUUGGUUCGAGAGGACGCUGGAGGCCACCCUACCCGAUAUCGACGACGGGGCGGCUCGCGCAGCGCGAGCCGAGGCGCACGCGAUCGCUCAGACACCACGUGACCUGGAUGCGGACGGCGAGCUCGCGAUCCCCCUCAACAUCUGCCGGCAUGUGCUAUGCUCGGAGAGCACGUCCUGGCUCGGCUACCUUCCGCCCGCGAUCUCGCGUCGGCCGUUCCACGCUUACGACCCACUACCGCCCAGCUCGGCCCAGACGGCCUACGACGCGGCGUACUUUGACCCCGUGGCGCGCCAGCUCGGCGCGCAGGUACGCCAGGCGCCGUACGGCGCAGCCAUGGACCGUUUCUUAGACGAGGUGCGGCAGCAUGCUCGCCGGGACCCCGCCGAGUGGGCGGAGCCUGUGCGCGACACGUUUACCCAGUUUGCAGGCCGCGCACCAGAGGACAUGGAUGCCGAGGACCGACAGGCCAUGGUCCGCGACCUGGUGCGGAUGUACGAGCAAGUUGUAGCGACGUUCCGCAACGGUGGCGGUGACGGCCUCUUCGGAUAUGCGCCAGGAAACGACGCGAUGCCGGGUGCGUUCCCCGGAUAG
Messenger RNA from Cutaneotrichosporon cavernicola, 2142 nucleotides. RefSeq lists its product as uncharacterized. Gene Ontology annotation, cellular component: RQC complex. The record is from RefSeq and is a predicted model, not a curated record. The transcript has 5 exons. Gene Ontology annotation, biological process: rescue of stalled cytosolic ribosome; ribosome-associated ubiquitin-dependent protein catabolic process. Bases 1 to 2142 code for a protein of 713 amino acids. NCBI's taxonomy places the organism in Eukaryota, Fungi, Basidiomycota, Tremellomycetes, Trichosporonales, Trichosporonaceae.